Molecule: messenger RNA, 1219 nt
Organism: Drosophila eugracilis
Lineage: Eukaryota; Metazoa; Arthropoda; Insecta; Diptera; Drosophilidae
Product: S-formylglutathione hydrolase
Biological process (GO): formaldehyde catabolic process
Cellular component (GO): cytosol
Molecular function (GO): S-formylglutathione hydrolase activity
Source: RefSeq, a predicted model, not a curated record
AUCCCCAUGUUAUUUCAACUUCUGGACGAUAGUCUGAUAAACACAAGCAAAAGAUUUUAAACGGCUUGGUUACUUGGCAUGGGAAGAUAUUUGCUGCGUCUGCCAAGCGUGAGUGGUAGAAGUUCAUUCGCAUAUUCCAUAACAACGUUCUCCAGUCUUCCCAAGCGAGUCAGAGGAGUGCUUAACUUUGGACACAUCAUGACCGAGAACAUGACUCUUGAAUUGGUCUCCACCGCCAAAUGCUUCGAAGGCGAGCAACGCGUCUAUCGCCACCGAUCCGGCACUUUAGAUUGCGAGAUGACCUUUGGCGUUUUCUUGCCGCCAGCAGCUCUGGAGGGCACACCAUGUCCGGUACUCUACUUCCUGAGUGGACUGACCUGCAGCCACGAGAACUUUAUCCAGAAGAGUGGCUUCCAGCAGCACGCCGCCCGUCACAAUCUGAUCGUUGUCAAUCCGGACACUUCGCCCAGAGGCGUGGAAAUCGCCGGACAGGAUGAUGCCUACGAUUUCGGCAGCGGUGCUGGGUUUUAUGUGGAUGCCAAGGAGGAGCCGUGGUCCAAGCACUACAAGAUGUACAGUUAUGUGACCCAGGAGUUGGUGGAUGUGGUCAAUGCCAAUCUGACCGUGGUUCCCGGCAGGCGUGGAAUAUUCGGUCACAGUAUGGGCGGACAUGGAGCCUUGAUAUGCUCCCUCAAAAAUCCUGGAUUGUACCAGUCUGUUUCGGCUUUCGCUCCGAUAGCCAAUCCCACGGAGUGCCCGUGGGGUCAAAAGGCCUUCGCUGGCUACUUGGGGUCCAAUCAGGCUGAUUGGGCACUGUGGGAUGCUACCCACCUGGUGUCACAGUACGAGAGUACGCCACAGGAACUCUUCAUUGAUCAAGGAGGGGCCGAUAACUUCCUAACUGGCAAACAGCUGCUGCCGGAGAACCUUUUGGCCGCCGCCGUAGGCAACGAUCAUAUCCAGACAAUCUUCAAGCAGCGCGAGGGAUAUGACCACAGUUACUUCUACAUCUCCACCUUCAUCGGCGAACACAUCGCCUACCACGCCGCCCUGCUCACCGCUCCUGCUUGAUGUAAUUAAUUUAAAAUUGAUGCCGUAUUUGCUUGUGCUUGUCUUUUGGUUUUUAUUCUACUAAAAAUCGAAUUUUAAUACAAAUCAAAAGUCAAUAAACCAAUCUGCAAAGAGUUUCUAAAACAAUAAAUUUAUUAAAAUUUAAAAA